AGCAUUUCCUGCCCUUUAGAAAUAGAAAGCAGUCGUUUAUAGAAAAUAAAAAACGAACCCAAAAAAAUGGCGAGCACUCUCUUGACAGCUCCUUGCUUUCUGUCUCUGCAAAAUAGAGAAGUGGAUGGAUUUUUGAGGAGCUUCAGGAGCCCAAAUUAUGACAAAGUGAAGUAUAACCAAGGUUUACUGAGAACAAGAAAUAGUGGCACCAAUGGUGGUGGCUCCCUUGUUUUGGCCUCGGUGUUUGGAAGGAAAGUCAAGAGCACACAGACUGUGAUCCCCGAGCCAGAUUACCGAAUUCCAAUUGUUCUACUAGGUCUAUCUGGUGGGUUAGCUUAUACAAAUAAUCUUUUACCAGCUGCGCCCAUCGGUCUCCUUGGAUUACUCCUAUUGUUUCAGACUACUAGAGUUAGAUUUGUCUUUGAUGACGAGGCUCUGGAAGUAAAAGUAGGAGAGCAGCUUCAGAAUUCAGGUGAAAAUGUCUUCGUGGGUGGAAAAAAUCGUUGGAAAUACUCAACGUUUGUGAAUUGGGAGCUUUGGUGGCCAAAUUUCCCUAUUCUGGUGUAUUUUAAGGAGAGGCAAACAAAGCCUGAAGGACAAGUUCACUUCUUUCCAGUGAUAUUUAAUGGGAAGCAACUUUAUGAUGUGAUGUUGGAGAGAGCUGGCCCUUCCCAAACCAGUGGGCCAAAAGAUUCUUGAAGGCAGGAGCAUUGUGGUUACAACUAUUCAAUUCUGCUAUCUGAUAGCAAAGAUGUUAUCUUCUGAGGUGACAUCUUUUUUUAGUUAACUUAUAGUAUACAUUACUUUGGUGCCAUAGUCACCAGCUCAAACUAUGCUGUAUUCUUUUGAACAUUCUAUUCUAUGUGAUGUAUAAUACUACCAAUUUUAUGCAUGGAAGUCCAGUCAGAGAUCAAAAGUAUACAAAAUGAAACUUGCAUAUCA
Messenger RNA from Prunus dulcis (almond), 942 nucleotides. RefSeq lists its product as uncharacterized. Bases 67 to 699 code for a protein of 210 amino acids. Lineage: Eukaryota; Viridiplantae; Streptophyta; Magnoliopsida; Rosales; Rosaceae. The record is from RefSeq and is a predicted model, not a curated record. The transcript has 9 exons.